This is a messenger RNA of Exophiala aquamarina CBS 119918, 840 nucleotides long. RefSeq names its product YggS family pyridoxal phosphate enzyme. The transcript has a single exon. Gene Ontology annotation, cellular component: intracellular anatomical structure. Gene Ontology annotation, molecular function: pyridoxal phosphate binding. Lineage: Eukaryota; Fungi; Ascomycota; Eurotiomycetes; Chaetothyriales; Herpotrichiellaceae. Bases 1 to 840 code for a protein of 279 amino acids. The record is from RefSeq and is a predicted model, not a curated record.
AUGAAAAUCCCCAUCUCGCCCUCCCGCGCCUCGACGCUCGCCGCAAACCUGUUGUCCAUCCAAACACGCAUCGCCUCCGCGGUAUCUCCAACCUCAUCAAAACCUCCACGCCUCGUGGCCGUCUCCAAACUCAAACCAGCCAGCGACAUACUGGCCCUGCACCAGCCACCCACCUCGCAGCAACACUUCGGCGAGAACUACGUCCAAGAACUCCUCGAAAAAGCCCGCGUCUUACCGCGCAGCGUGCGCUGGCACUUCAUCGGCGGGCUACAGAGCAACAAGGCGGCGCAGCUGGCGCGGGAAGUUGACAACUUGUGGGCGGUGGAGAGCGUUGACAGCGUCAAGAAGGCCGGGCUACUGGAGAAAGGCCGGAAGGAUCGAGACGAGCGACUGGACAAGGAAAAAGGCUCAGAACAACAAGACAGCGCUGCUGUGGGAGAGCCGCUCCGCGUCUUUAUCCAAGUCAACACGUCGGGCGAGGACUCCAAAUCCGGGCUCGAGCCGCAGUCGGCUGAACUACGCGAGCUCGCACGGUAUAUACAGAACGAAUGCCCGCAUUUGCGCCUCCAGGGGCUGAUGACCAUCGGGGCGAUCGCGCGGUCGCGCGCGACAACUGCGGAGACAGAGAACGAGGAUUUCGAUACCUUGAGAGACACCCGAGACUGGGUAGCUAAGGAAGUUGGCUUGCAAGUCGAGGAGUUGGAGUUGAGUAUGGGCAUGAGUGAGGAUUUCGAAGGUGCGAUACGCCAGGGGAGUAAUGAGGUGAGGGUCGGGAGCACCAUCUUCGGUGAGAGGCCGCCGAAGAAGGAUGCGAGGGUACUGGAGGAUACAGAGGGCUAG